GCGCGCGCCGCCGCUGGCGCUCGAUGCGGAACUGGGCGGGCGGCGCAGAGCGGCGGUGGCGGCGGCGCAGAUUGGACUUGGCAGACUGUUCCAAGCAGAUUCUGUUCCCCAAGGCAGCGAUCACAGCUGAUGGGAUAGCUGACCACUGGAUCAAUGAACAGGAAUUCCUUGAGAUGACAUAGGGAGGGGCAUCGAGCACAAUGGUGCAGAAAAAGAAAAUCUGCUCUCGGCUGCUUGACUAUCUUGUGAUCAUUGGAGCCAGGCACCCGAGCAGCGACAGCGUCGCUCAGACUCCUGAGCUGCUGCGGCGUUACCCUCUGGAGGACCACGCAGACUUUCCCCUCCCGCCCGACGUCGUGUUCUUCUGCCAGCCUGAGGGAUGCCUGAGCGUGCGGCAGAGGCGCAUGAGCUUCCGCGACGACACGUCCUUCGUGUUCACCCUCACGGACAAGGACACGGGCGUCACCCGCUAUGGCAUCUGCGUCAACUUCUACCGCUCCUUCCAGAAGCGAGUCCCCAAGGAGAAGGGAGAGGGCGCGGGGGGACAUCGAGCUCGCGAGGGACAGAAGGUCCCUAAAGCUGGGGAUGCAUCAGCGCCCCAGGAGGAAGCGGGCACCGAGAGUUCAGAGAGCGGCUCUUCGCUGCAGGCCCCCAGCGCGGAGUCUACCCCUGACGUGAACCGAUCCCCGCGCAGCAAGCGCCUGGCCAAAGGCAGCCAUCGCUCUCGGAACAGCACUCUGACUUCUCUGUGCAUCCUUAGCCAUUAUCCCUUCUUUUCCACCUUCCGGGAGUGUCUGUACACCCUCAAGAGACUCGUGGACUGCUGUAGUGAGAGACUGUUGGGCAAGAAGUUGGGGAUUCCGCGUGGGGUGCAGAGGGACACGAUGUGGCGGAUUUUCACGGGCUCCCUGCUGGUGGAGGAGAAGUCCAGCGCCUUGCUACACGACCUGCGGGAGAUUGAGGCUUGGAUAUACCGCCUGCUGCGCUCCCCCAUGCCCGUUGCUGGCCAGAAGCGGGUGGACGUGGAAGUCUUGCCACACGAGCUGCAGCCAGCUUUGACCUUUGCUCUUCCUGAUCCAUCCCGCUUCACUUUGGUGGAUUUUCCAUUGCAUCUGCCUUUGGAGUUAUUGGGAGUGGAUGCCUGCCUGCAGGUGCUGACAUGCAUCCUUCUGGAGCACAAGGUUGUACUGCAGUCCCGAGAUUAUAAUGCACUUUCAAUGUCUGUGAUGGCCUUUGUGGCCAUGAUCUACCCGCUGGAGUACAUGUUCCCAGUGAUCCCUCUGCUUCCCACCUGCAUGGCCUCUGCAGAACAGUUGCUUCUAGCCCCUACACCUUAUAUCAUCGGUGUUCCAGCAAGUUUCUUCCUUUACAAACUGGAUUUUAAAAUGCCUGAUGAUGUAUGGCUUAUUGACCUGGAUACCAAUAGGGUGAUUGUUCCCACAAAUGCAGAAUCUUUGCCAGCACUGCCAGAACCUGAAGCUUCAGAGCUGAAAAAGCAUCUGAAACAGGCCCUGGCCAGCAUGAGCCUGAAUACUCAGCCAAUUCUUAAUCUAGAGAAGUUUCAUGAGGGGCAGGAGGUGCCUCUGCUGCUGGGAAGACCACAGAAUGAUUUGCAGUCUACUCCCUCCACAGAAUUCAACCCUUUGAUCUAUGGAAAUGAUGUGGACUCUGUUGAUGUGGCUACCAGGGUUGCUAUGGUGAGAUUCUUCAACUCACCAAAUGUUUUGCAAGGUUUCCAAAUGCAUACUCGCACUCUUCGCCUCUUCCCACGACCAGUGGUAGCCUUCCAGGCAAAUUCUUUUCUUGCCUCUAGGCCCAAGCAAACACCUUUUGCAGAUAAGCUUUCCAGAACACAGGCAGUAGAAUAUUUUGGAGAAUGGUCGCUCAACCCUACUAAUUAUGCUUUCCAAAGAAUUCAUAACAACAUGUUUGACCCAGCCCUAAUUGGUGACAAACCCAAGUGGUAUGCUCACCAGCUGCAGCCCAUCCACUAUCGAGUCUAUGACAGCAAUUCACAGCUGGCUGAAGCCCUGAAUGUCCCAGCAGAGAAGGAAACAGAUUCUGAUGCCACUGAUGACAGCAGUGGCAGUGACAGCGUUGAUUACGACGAUUCAAGUUCCUCCUACUCCUCCCUUGGUGACUUUGUCAGUGAGAUGAUGAAAUGUGACAUUAAUGGUGAUACCCCAAAUGUUGACCCCCUGACUCAUGCAGCCCUUGGUGAUGCUAGUGAAGUGGAAUUUGAUGAUUUUCAAGAAUAUUCAGGGGAUCCUGAUGAACAGACCAUGGACAGUGAGAACUCCCAAGAGAAUAACCAGCCUCGUUCAAGUUCCAGUACUACAGCCAGUAGCAGCCCCAGCACUGUCAUCCAUGGAGUGAAUCAUUUGUAUGUAACGCAAAUUAGCGAACAGAUCAAUGAUUUGACUGGUCCACAGGAGGCAGCAGACUCAGCAGAAAUAGAAGAGAAGUUGGCUGCUGGAUUUUCAAACCAUCUCUCUUCCUUGCCACUGCAACCAAGCUUUCCCAAGAUCAGCUUGGAUCGCCGUGAGAGUGACAUCGCAGCUGGCAGCGUGAGCUCCUCAGAAGGGGUGGUGAGGAAGCGAGAGUAUGACAAUCCAUACUUUGAACCACAGUAUGGUUUUCCUACGGAGGAUGAAGAUGAUGAGCAGGAAGAGAGCUAUACCCCAAGAUUUAACCAAAACCUCAAUGGAAGCAGGUCUCAGAAGUUACUUCGGCCAAACAGUUUAAAACUGGCCAGUGAUUCUGAUGCAGAUUCAGAUUCCAGGGCCAGCUCCCCAAACUCUACUGUCUCCAACACCAGCAGUGAAGGUUUUGGGGGCAUCAUGUCUUUUGCAAGCAGCCUGUACAGAAACCACAGCACAAGUUUCAGUCUGUCCAACUUAGCCCUACCAACCAAAGUUGGGAGAGAUAAGAAUACUCCCUUUCCCAGCCUGAAAGAUUACUUUAAUCUGGAAUUGGGAAGGGAUGUGGAUGAAGUAUUUGGGUUAAAUACUAUAAUGGAGAUUAUUACUGAAGCUGGCCCAGUAAGCAAUGAAGGAAACAGACGGGCCCUUGUUGAUCAGAAGUCUUCAGUCAUAAAGCACAGCCCAACAGUGAAAAGAGAAUCUCCAUCGCCUCAGGGACGAUCUAGCAAUUCCAGUGAGAACCAGCAGUUCCUGAAGGAGGUGGUACACAAUGUUCUUGAUGGGCAAGGCGUUGGUUGGCUGAACAUGAAGAGAGUCCGACGUCUGCUGGAGAGCGAGCAGCUGCGUGUCUUUGUGCUGAGCAAGCUGAACCGCACCAUCCAGUCCGAGGAGGACGCUCGACAGGAUGUCAUACAGGACGUGGAGAUCAGCCGCAAGGUUUAUAAAGGCAUGCUGGACCUGCUGAAGUGCACUGUGUUGAGCCUGGAGCAGUCAUAUGCUAAUGCUGGCCUGGGAGGCAUGGCCAGUGUUUUUGGCCUGCUAGAGAUAGCACAUACUCACUACUAUAAUAAAGAACCAGAAAAGAGAAAACGAAGUCCUACAGAUGGAUCUGUCACUCCAGUUGGCAAGGAUCCUGCAUCAUCCCCAAGAGUGGAGCCAAAACCUGCCAUGCAGCUGCCGGUACCUCAGCUAAUGCCAAAGCCACCGAGCCCUGCAGGCAAAGGGCCAAGGGAGUUUGACACAAGGAGUCUAAAGGAAGAAAAUUUUAUUGCUUCCAUUGAAUUGUGGAACAAGCACCAGGAAGUGAAAAAGCAAAAAUCUUUGGAAAAAACGAGACCAGAAGGUGUGAAACAGUUUGAUUUGGGAGAAACGGAUGAGAAGAAAUCCCAAAUCAGUGCAGACAGUGGCCUCAGUUUGGCCUCAGGUUCUCAGAAGAGUGAUUUUGACUCUAUUCCCAGUGGAGGACCAACAGUUAUGGUCCGAAGUACAAGCCAGGAUUCUGAAGUCAGCACUGUGGUUAGUAACAGUUCUGGAGAGACAUUGGGAGCAGACAGUGACUUGAGUAGCAAUGCUGGUGAUGGCCCAAGUGUGGAAAAUGGUGGCAAUUUAGCAGGAUCCAGAGGCACUGUGUCAGACAGUGAAAUUGAGACAAACUCUGCUACUAGCUCUAUCUUUGCCAAGUCUCACAAUCUGAAGCAGAGUGUGAAGGAUAGCAAAGGGAGCACUCCAGGGAGAGGUCCAGAGGAUGGGAACCAGCGUGUCUAUCUAUAUGAAGGACUUCUGGGUAGGGAUAAAGGAUCUGUCUGGGACCAGUUAGAGGAUGCUGCAAUGGAAACCUUCUCUCUGAGCAAAGAGCGUUCAACUUUGUGGGACCAGAUGCAGUUCUGGGAAGAUGCUUUCUUGGAUGCUGUGAUGUUAGAGAGAGAAGGAAUGGGGAUGGACCAGGGACCUCAGGAGAUGAUUGACAGGUAUCUUUCCCUGGGAGAACACGAUCGAAAGCGUUUGGAGGAUGAUGAGGAUCGCUUGUUGGCUACACUGCUGCAUAAUAUGAUUGCUUAUAUGCUUAUGAUUAAGGUGAACAAGAAUGAUAUUAGGAAAAAGGUGCGACGUCUAAUGGGAAAAUCACAUAUUGGAUUGGUGCACAGCCAGCAAAUAAAUGAUAUUCUAGACAAACUUGCCAAUCUGAAUGGACGGGAACUCCCUGUGAGACCCAGUGGCAGCCGCCACAUCAAGAAGCAGACUUUUGUAGUACAUGCUGGGACAGACACAACAGGAGACAUAUUUUUCAUGGAGGUAUGUGAUGAUUGUAUUGUGCUGAGGAGCAACAUUGGAACUGUGUAUGAACGUUGGUGGUAUGAGAAGCUCAUCAACAUGACUUACUGUCCCAAAACAAAAGUGCUUUGCCUCUGGCGCAGGAAUGGUCAGGAGACACAAUUGAACAAGUUCUACACAAAGAAGUGUCGGGAACUGUACUACUGUGUAAAAGACAGCAUGGAACGAGCAGCAGCAAGGCAGCAAAGCAUUAAACCAGGCCCUGAGUUGGGUGGUGAGUUCCCUGUGCAGGAUAUGAAAACUGGUGAAGGAGGUCUUCUUCAGGUCACACUGGAAGGAAUUAACCUGAAAUUUAUGCACAGUCAGGUUUUCAUAGAGCUGAAUCACAUUAAAAAGUGCAAUACUGUGCGAGGAGUCUUUGUCCUGGAGGAAUUUGGUCCUUACAGCUUUCCCUUCCUGCUUUUUGAAGAGUAUAUGAACAGUUGUAUGUUAUCCAGUGGGCAGUGAGACUUAAACAGCUGUAAAAGUCCUACCCUAUUUGGCUGUGCACCAGCCUCACUCCCACCUUUAUUCCCUGGUGACAUGGAGUUAAUUUGGAACAUCUGGUGCCAACGGGUAAGGUAGCUUGGAUGUGCACCUCCUUAUCUCCCCAGCUUUAGUCUCUGGUAUCACUGGGGCAGUGCAGCCUGGGUGUGCACUUCCCUUGUUUCUCAGCCCUUCAUGCAGCUGCCAACUCCAAGGAGAGUGAGAGUUGAAAAAUAAACCAAAAAUAUUACUUUUUACCAUCAUUUUCUGUACUUUUCAAUAGAUUAUUUUCAAGAAUGACAAUACCAUGACAUGUGAGAAUUAGUAGGUACUGGUUUAUAUUUUGAGAACUUUCUCAAACCCAGUCUGCACUGCCUACUCUUGGCCCCUUAGAGUGUGAUCCGUCUCCCUCUCCAGCGUUUAGCUGUGUCAUACCAUAGUUGAAGAGAUGACAUCUGCAUGGAUAGGUUUUGUUGUGGACUUUUCCUGGUUCUUCAUACUGAACUCAUCUGCCUCUGUUUCUUUUCUUGUCACUAGUACUAUGUGUAAUAAAACAUUUAUCCUUCCUCUAUGAACCUGGAAUGAUUUGGUUUUGCAUAAUUUCUGUACUGCUUCUUCUAAAUUUUUUUGUUGUGAAACAGAAAUUUCAUGGCAAAUUCCAGCUAUUCUGGAAGGGAAGUACUCAGAGCUGGCCUUGGUAUUCCCCUGAUAUUGACUUUUUAAAUUUGCCAGUUGAAUGUUCUAGUGUGGUCUUUGUUCUCUUCUGGUGAUUUCCCAUGGUAUCUGUUCACAACAUUUGCAGACCGAGUGCGGGCCAAAGGCACAGUUCAGAUGCACUGCACCCAAAUGAGCUGGUUACAGUUUGCUUUUUUGUGCAUUCUCCAGUGAGAAAAAAAAAACAAAUUUCCUUUACCUAUAUUAUGCCAGUUUUCUUUCUAUCAGUUUGAGGCAGUGCAACGGAACAAGGGCAGAUUUUCUGGAUAAUAGAUUUUUUUAUCAAUGCCUUAAUCUUCCUUUUAUAUAAAGAUUUCUAUAAGCCAACCAGCUUGGUAUUUUAGGAAUAUGUGUCACUGAACUCAGCAUUUUAUUUUAAGGCAACUCAUUCAAAAACUUUGAAUGUUUUCAGUGAGUAUGUCAAGUAAAUACCAUCACACACAUCCUAUACAGGAGAAAGAAUAUCUUGAGGAACUUAAAAUAGAGCUGGAAAAGAGUCUUCAAGUUAAGAAAAAAAUUCUCCCUCAGCUCCUUUUUUUCCCCCUGGAUUUCACUAGCUUACUAUACAGUAUACAGUGUCCAACAGUUCUUUUGAAAUUUCUUGCAGAGAAGAUCUCAAGGGUGAAAUCUCUGGGAUUCAUAUAGUGACAAAUUCCUAUGGAAUUUUUGGGUUAUGUUUUAUUGUAGUAGGCAUUAGACAUAGUUUGUUAUUAAGCAUAUUUUUUCAUUAUUUUUACUGUCUAGCAGGAAUAAGUAAUAUGAGAAAAGCCAGAGUCUCUUAAGAACCAUCGAAUAUCUGCUGUGCCAAACACGGGCAGUGAAAAUUUUUGCCAGCUGGAGUAAUUUAUUAUGACAUUACCAGUGUCUUCCAAGGAUAUAUGUAAUGUAAAUGAAAAGAAGUAGAAAUAUGUAGAAGUGAGGGAUAGUGAAGUGCCCUGUACCUGCACCUGCUGUCUGUCUGCCUCCCUUCCCUUUCCCAUGGGAACAUUGUGCUAUUUCUUCCCCAUUUGCCUCUCGUUUUUUGAACUUUUUGUUUUGUCUCUUGCCCGUCCGG
This is a messenger RNA of Melospiza georgiana, 6987 nucleotides long. RefSeq names its product MAP kinase activating death domain (gene MADD). Gene Ontology annotation, biological process: regulation of Rab protein signal transduction; regulation of apoptotic process. Gene Ontology annotation, molecular function: guanyl-nucleotide exchange factor activity. Gene Ontology annotation, cellular component: cytosol. NCBI's taxonomy places the organism in Eukaryota, Metazoa, Chordata, Aves, Passeriformes, Passerellidae. The transcript has 36 exons. The record is from RefSeq and is a predicted model, not a curated record. Bases 201 to 5201 code for a protein of 1666 amino acids.